This is a messenger RNA of Colletotrichum gloeosporioides, 1773 nucleotides long. RefSeq names its product Alcohol oxidase 1. The transcript has 5 exons. Gene Ontology annotation, molecular function: flavin adenine dinucleotide binding; oxidoreductase activity, acting on CH-OH group of donors. Lineage: Eukaryota; Fungi; Ascomycota; Sordariomycetes; Glomerellales; Glomerellaceae. The coding region runs from base 1 to 1773 and encodes 590 amino acids. The record is from RefSeq and is a predicted model, not a curated record.
AUGGGUCGCCUGAGUGUUUCAAACGUCAUCACUGCCGCUCUCACAAUUGUGAGAGUGGCUAUGGCCGUAUAUACGGAACUCCCUAGUGGCACAGCUGGGAGCAUAAUUGCGUCCCGUCUUGCUGAAGUAGACGCCUCUACUACUAUCCUUGUCAUUGAGCAGGGAGGAGACAGCUAUAAUGUGACGAACGUCAUCUAUCCGGCCUUGUUUGAGCGCAACACCUUGCCCGAGUCAGAUACAGCGCUCUUUUGGAAAGCAAACAAAGCGCCGCAACUGGCAGAUCGCGAGCCCAUCGUUGAGACUGGAGGUAUUUUAGGCGGUGGGUCAUCAAUCAAUUGGAUGGUAUACACCCGCGGGCAGUGGGAUGACUUCGACUCGUGGAAUACUUCUGGGUGGACUGCUGAAGACGUCCUGCCGUAUUUGAAGAAGACGGAGACAUACCAUGGAGCAACAACCAAUGAGUCAACCCACGGUUACAGCGGACCAAUUCACGUAUCCAAAGGAACCCACGAGGCACCUCGUGCUGAAGCCAGUUUCAUUGAAGGCGCCACAAAGACUGGGUUCGAGGAGAUUGUCGAUCUUCAGAGUCUACAUUCUAACAACGGUUCUGGCCCAUGGUAUCGUUACGUAUCGCCCGAAGACGGUCGUCGCCAGGAUGUUGGUCACCGAUACUUACAUCCUCUUCUUCAAAGCGGCGACUAUCCCAACCUCCACGUGCUGGUUGAGUCCCAAGUUCUUCGUGUGUUAUUCGAUGACACCAAGCGUGCUACUGGUGUCGAUUUCCGACCAAAUCCCAAUUUUGCGAAGGCAGGUCAAGACAACAAUACUAGAACCAUCUCGGCGAAGAAGCUUGUGGUUGCUUCUGCUGGCUCCUUUGGGACACCGCUUCUUCUCGAGCGUUCAGGAGUUGACCACCAUUUUGUUGGCUAUGUCUACCGCACUUCUUUGACCCAGAAUGAGACGAUCAACGGCAUCGCCCGCAACGAUCGCGGCCGCGAUGUUCCCGCCAUGAUUGCCGCUGAUGAUCCGCAACUGGGGUGGAACGGCCAUGACGCAUCCAGCAAGCUUCGUCCAUCUCCAGCAGACAUUGCAGCUUUGGGGCCCGAGUUUCAAAAAGUGUGGGACAGAGACUUCAAAGACUCGCCCAACCGCCCUCUCAUGAUCUGGGGUCUCUUCAACGCAUUUUUCGGCGACCCUUCGAUCUUGCCCGACGAUGCAGAGUAUGUCACUACCGCACCGUGGGUGACGUACCCGUACGCCAGGGGACACGUUCACAUUACUGGUCCUACUAUUGAUGAUGGUUACGAUUUCGACCCAGGCUGGCUGUUGGACGAAAACGACAUCGACCUGAAGAGUCACAUCUGGGGCUACAAGACCCAGAGAAAGAUGGCUCGUCAGAUGGACAUCUUCAGAGGCGAACUUGUUUCAGGACAGCCGAAGUUUCCUGAAGGGUCAAAGGCUGCUGUCAUAGAAGUCGCAGAUGGCCCGAUUGGAGAGGAGAUUGAAUACUCAGCCGAAGAUGAGGCCGCCAUCGUGCAGUACAUUCGAGAAAACAUCGGCACUUCGAGGCAUCCUUUGGGGACCUGCAAGAUGGCACCACGGGAAGCUACGGGAGUUGUUGAUGCCCAUCUGAAUGUGUAUGGCGUUUCCGGCCUCAAGAUUGCCGAUCUCAGCGUGCCACCACACCAAGUUGCUGCCAACACGUACAAUACGGCUCUGAUGCUUGGAGAAAAGGCAGCAGACAUGAUCAUACAGGAGCUGGGACUUGCCUGA